UUCGGUCUGGGGCCGGGAGGGAUGCGGCUCGCGCCUUGCGGCCCGCGGGAGGCGGGGAGGCCUCCGUGAGGAGGCGGAGCUGCGAGACCCGCCCGUCUGCCCGGGCCGCCGCCGCCGCCGCCGCGGUCCCCUGCGCUCCUCCCCGCCCCCGCCGCACGCCCCCACCCGGGCCAGCUUCGCAUCCUCUGCGGCGGCGGCUUACGCCCCUCGUAGCUGCCCUGCCGGAGGAAACCGAAGAAGGCGCAAGCCAUGGAAGGGAACCGGGAUGAGGCGGAGAAAUGUGUCGAGAUCGCCCGGGAGGCCCUGAACGCCGGCAACCGCGAGAAGGCCCAGCGCUUCCUACAGAAGGCCGAGAAGCUCUACCCACUGCCCUCGGCCCGCGCGCUAUUGGAAAUAAUUAUGAAAAAUGGAAGCACGGCUGGAAAUGGCCCUCGUUGCCGAAAACCAUCAGGUAGUGGUGAUCAAAACAAGCCUAAUUGCACAAAGGACAGCACAUCUGGUAGUGGUGAAAGUGGAAAAGGCUAUACCAAAGACCAAGUAGAUGGAGUUCUCAGCAUAAACAAAUGUAAAAAUUACUAUGAAGUACUUGGAGUUACAAAAGAUGCUGGUGAUGAAGAUUUGAAAAAAGCUUAUAGAAAGCUUGCUUUGAAGUUUCAUCCAGACAAAAACCGUGCACCUGGAGCAACAGAUGCUUUUAAAAAGAUUGGAAAUGCUUAUGCUGUUUUAAGCAAUCCAGAGAAACGAAAACAGUAUGACCUCACAGGCAAUGAAGAACAAGCUUGUAAUCACCAAAACAAUGGCAAAUUUAAUUUCCAUAGAGGUUGUGAAGCCGAUAUAACUCCAGAAGACUUGUUUAAUAUAUUUUUUGGUGGUGGAUUUCCUUCAGGUAGCGUACAUUCAUUUUCAAAUGGGCGAGCUGGUUAUAGCCAUCAACAUCAGCAUCGACAUAGUGGACAUGAAAGAGAAGAAGAAAGAGGAGGAGAUGGAGGUUUUUCUGUGUUUAUCCAGCUGAUGCCCAUUAUUGUAUUGAUCCUCGUGUCAUUAUUAAGCCAGUUGAUGGUCUCUAAUCCUCCUUAUUCCUUAUAUCCCAGAUCUGGAUCAGGGCAAACUAUUAAAAUGCAGACGGAAAACUUGGGCGUUGUUUAUUAUGUCAACAAGGACUUUAAAAAUGAGUAUAAAGGAAUGUUACUACAAAAGGUGGAAAAGAGUGUGGAAGAAGAUUAUGUGACUAAUAUUCGAAAUAAUUGCUGGAAAGAAAGGCAACAGAAAACAGAAAUGCAACAUGCAGCAAAAGUAUACCGUGAUGAUCGACUCCAAAGAAAGGCAGAUGCCUUAAGCAUGGACAACUGUAAAGAACUGGAGCGGUUGACCAGUAUUUAUAAAGGAGGAUGAACUGGAAUUUUUAUUUACACCUUUUAGUGUACUCUUUCUUUUUUCUGUAAGUAAGUUUAGUUUCAUCAUGAGAGCUGAAGAAAAAGAUUUGAUAUUAAAAACUACUGAAUGGUUGAUUCCUGGAAUCUUGGACUGUUUAUGACCUACUGGCUCCUUUAAACAGUGAGAAUUGAAAACUAAAAUUAAUAUUUUAGUUAUGCUUCUACAACUAUUUUCAUUUUAAAAGCUUAUAUGAUUUCUAACUAAAAACGUCUUGAGAAAAGAUUAUCACACCUUUAGCAAUUUCCACCUUUAGUGAUUCUCCAUUUUUACCCUUAUCAUGUAAAUAUUUAUGGAAUGACCAUUUUGUGUAUAUACAGAUUA
Cynocephalus volans (Philippine flying lemur) is the source of this 1755-nucleotide messenger RNA. It is a transcript of the gene DNAJB14, whose product is annotated as DnaJ heat shock protein family (Hsp40) member B14. Gene Ontology annotation, cellular component: endoplasmic reticulum membrane. The record is from RefSeq and is a predicted model, not a curated record. Gene Ontology annotation, biological process: cellular response to misfolded protein. Bases 250 to 1392 code for a protein of 380 amino acids. NCBI's taxonomy places the organism in Eukaryota, Metazoa, Chordata, Mammalia, Dermoptera, Cynocephalidae. The transcript has 8 exons. Gene Ontology annotation, molecular function: Hsp70 protein binding.